Candida dubliniensis CD36 is the source of this 1758-nucleotide messenger RNA. It is a transcript of the gene SEP7, whose product is annotated as septin. Gene Ontology annotation, biological process: protein localization to bud neck; cytoskeleton-dependent cytokinesis; division septum assembly. Gene Ontology annotation, molecular function: GTP binding; molecular adaptor activity; GTPase activity. The coding region runs from base 1 to 1758 and encodes 585 amino acids. The transcript has a single exon. NCBI's taxonomy places the organism in Eukaryota, Fungi, Ascomycota, Pichiomycetes, Serinales, Debaryomycetaceae. The record is from RefSeq and is a predicted model, not a curated record. Gene Ontology annotation, cellular component: septin complex; septin ring; cell division site.
AUGUUUACAUCGGCCAAAUCAGUGGCAUUACCAAAUACUUCUAUAUUAACUAAGAAUGAAUUUAAUCCUAGAACUAUAAAUGAAGAACCUGGUAUUGCUUUGACUGAAACUCAUAUUGAAAUUAUUGAUGAUGAUAAUCAAAAAUUAUUAUUGAAUAUUAUAGAUACACCAGGAUUUGGAGAAAAUUUGAAUAAUGAAUUGUGUUUUAUUGAAAUUGAAAAUUAUUUGAAACAACAAUUUGAUUUAGUAUUAGCUGAAGAAACAAGAAUUAAAAGAAAUCCUCGUUUUGUUGAUACUAGAGUACAUGUUAUGUUAUACUUUAUUACUCCUACUGGACAUGGAUUAAGAGAAAUUGAUAUACAAUGUAUGAAAAGAUUGAGUAAAUAUGUCAAUAUUAUUCCUGUUAUUGGUAAAGCUGAUUCAUUUACUUUAAAUGAAUUGCAACAUUUUAAACAACAAAUUAGAAUUGAUAUUCAAAAAUUUAAUGUUCCAACUUUUCAAUUUGAUAAUUCUUUAAAUGAUUAUGAUGAAGAUGAGGAUUAUGAUUUGAUUCAAGAAUGUAAAUUUUUAACCAAUUUACAACCAUUUGCUGUUGUCACUUCAGAAGAUGUUUUUGAAGUUAGAGAAUCAACUAAAGGAGGUGGUAAUAAUGAUAAACCCAAAAUUAUAAGAGCAAGAAAAUAUCCUUGGGGGUUAGUUGAUAUUAAUGAUACUAGAUAUAGUGAUUUCCCUAUUUUGAAAUCGGUAUUGUUGGGGUCUCAUUUACAAGAUUUGAAAGAUUUGACUCAUGAUUUCUUGUAUGAAACUUAUAGAACUGAAAGAUUGACCAAAGUUACUGGGAAUGGACAAGCGUUUGAUGAUGAAGAAAAUGAAGAUGCCGAAUUCCAUGAUACUGUUGAACAUCAACUCAAUGAUUCCAGUAGAGGUGGAGUUAGUGGUGGGGUCAAUGAUACCAAUAAUAAUUCUACAAUCCCAUCAAUGUCUAAUUUGGCUCAAUUGACAAAUAGUACCAAUGAUCAUGAUCCAAAUCAUAUUGAUAACAAUUCAAUAACAUCAACUAGUUCAUCAAUAAAGAAGUCCACUUCAAUGUUGAUAGAUGAUCAUCAAUCAUCAUCACCGAAAUUGAAAAAUAUAAGUUCUUUUACAUCAUCUACUUCGACUGUAUCACUUGAAGGUGGUGAAAAGGAAGGUAGUAGUGGUCAACAUCAUCAUGAAAGAGGAGCCAAUAAUAAUGCCUUUAAAAGAUUGUCAAUCGGACCUCAACGUAAUCAAUUGCGUCAAAUUUCAGAGACUGUACCUUAUGUGUUGAGACAUGAAAGAAUUUUGGAGAGACAACAAAAAUUGGAAGAAAUGGAACAAGCAAGUGCCCGAGAAUUGGCUAAUAGAGCUGCACUUUUGGAAAAGAAGGCAGCACAAUUGAAGGCUAAAGAAAAGGCUUUAAGACAAUUAGAAUUAAAUAGACAACAAAAACAAGACCUGGCUACUUCAAGUUUACAUAGAAAAGAAAGUGAUAUUAGCACCAGCAGUAAUAUUCAUCAAGGUGGUGGUGAUGUUGAUGGUUAUGGUAAAUCUGACCUGGUCAAGAAUAAUGCUAAUGGGAAUAAAAAUGGUCGUCAAGGACAUGAUCAAGGACAUGGUCAAGAUUAUGAUAAUUCAGAAUAUCAUCAUCAUGAUGAUAGUACACCAAAUUAUGAAACUUCAAGAUUGCAAAAGGAUGAAACUUUGACUGAUUUACAUUCAAUUGUAAGCAAUCAUUAG